Messenger RNA from Tetranychus urticae (two-spotted spider mite), 1237 nucleotides. It is a transcript of the gene RfC3, whose product is annotated as replication factor C subunit RfC3. The record is from RefSeq and is a predicted model, not a curated record. Gene Ontology annotation, biological process: DNA-templated DNA replication; DNA repair. Lineage: Eukaryota; Metazoa; Arthropoda; Arachnida; Trombidiformes; Tetranychidae. Gene Ontology annotation, cellular component: DNA replication factor C complex; nucleus. Gene Ontology annotation, molecular function: ATP hydrolysis activity; DNA binding; DNA clamp loader activity.
UGUGUUUACAUCUUCAAUCAAUCGUUUCAAAAUUAUUCUGCUAUUGUUUCCUUCUUUUCCUUUUGAUAUUUAAUAAAUCUUAAUCGUUAUUAUUAAUAAUAAAAUAUUAAUCUUUAUUUUGGUGUCAACUUUUCUAUUAAAAAUGGUCGUUGAAGAAAAUUUACCUUGGGUUGAAAAAUAUCGACCAAACACUUUGGAAGAAUUGAUUUCUCAUGGAGAUAUUGUGUCUACAAUUCAAAAAUUUAUCUCUGAAAGACGGAUUCCUCAUUUAUUAUUUUAUGGUCCUCCUGGUACUGGUAAAACGACAACCAUUCUAGCAAUCGCUAAACAGCUUUAUUCACAGAAGGAAUUUUCUUCCAUGGUUUUGGAGUUGAAUGCGUCCGAUGACAGAGGAAUUGGAAUUAUUAGAGGACCUGUUCUAAGUUUUGCCAGUACCAAAGCAAUUUUCAAAACUGGCUUCAAAUUGGUCAUUUUGGACGAAGCUGAUGCUAUGACUCAAGAUGCUCAAGAUGCACUAAGACGAAUAAUGGAAAAGUAUACUGAAAAUACAAGAUUUUGCCUCAUCUGUAAUUAUUUAUCCAAAAUCAAGCCAGCUAUACAAUCAAGAUGUACCCGAUUUAGAUUUGGUCCACUCAGCUCAAACCAAAUUGUACCCCGUUUAGACUAUAUAGUCUCAAAGGAAAAUGUCAAUAUUACAGAAGAUGGCAAAAAGGCGAUUCUUGAAUUAUCUGGAGGUGAUAUGAGAAAAGUUAUUAAUCUUUUGCAGAGUACUCAUCUAGGUUUCGAUGUUGUUGAUGAACUUAAUGUUUAUUUAUGCUGUGGCCAACCUCUUAAAGCAGAUAUUGAAUCAGUUUUGGAAUGUUUAUUAACAAUGCCUUUCAAGGAUUCACAACGUCGUUUGAUAACUAUACAAAAGGAGAAAGGGAUUGCCUUACAGGAUAUUCUGAGUCAAAUUCAUUUAGCAGUACAUAAAAUUGAUGUCUCGCUCAAGAAUAAGAUUGAAAUUCUUCGUAAAAUGGCAAACAUUGAGUAUUACAUAUCGUCAGGAGCUAAUGAAACAUUACAACUGUCUGCACUCGUAGCCGCUUUUAAACCAGCAAGAAAAACAUGUACUUAAUGAAAUUUACUCAAAAGUCUUAAUUUUAUGAAACAUGUCAAUUAUUCAAAGUUUAAAACGUACAGAAUUGUCUUGAUUACACUCAAUAUCUCAUUUGCUGAAUAAACGAUAAAAUACUUA